This is a messenger RNA of Diaporthe citri, 1977 nucleotides long. RefSeq lists its product as uncharacterized. The transcript has a single exon. The coding region runs from base 1 to 1977 and encodes 658 amino acids. The record is from RefSeq and is a predicted model, not a curated record. NCBI's taxonomy places the organism in Eukaryota, Fungi, Ascomycota, Sordariomycetes, Diaporthales, Diaporthaceae.
AUGUUCAGACCAACUUUGCGCCAAUCGUGUCGGUCGACACUCAGCAUCGACUCGCAACCAACAGCGACGGAGCGCAGUUUGGCAUUCCUCGCCGACACGAGAGGCCCGUUCAAGCAGCUUUUAGCGACAGAGCAGACUGCGCAGACACUCCAAGCACGGAUCCAGGAAAGAAGACAUGAAAUACGCGCGAUCAAGCAACAGGCAAUCGACGAAGAUAUCUUUCACUGUGUUAUUUACGGAAACUUAAAGCUGUUGGAGAUGGAGAUUGCUGGCUUCAAGCAAUUGCUGGAGUCUAACGAGUCCUUGCGGCGUCAUUGGCGAGACUUCCACAUGGCAGCCUGGCGAGCUACAAUCAGACCUCUCAAGGUCGUGGACUUGCCAAACGAGAUUAUUUCGAUGAUCUUUUCUCACUUUGAAGACGUUCCGGUGCCAAAGGUUCAAGUCGACCAUGAUGCUUCUGAUGAUGUUACUUUGCCCAGCCCCGAUGUCGCCAGUAUCAAGAACAUUCGACUGACCUGUCGCACGUUUUGCGACGUUGGCUCGAGGCUUCUUCUUCCUCUUGUCGACAUCUCUUUCACACCCUCCUCUAUUCAUCGUCUCGAGAAAAUUUCCAAUCAUCCGACAAUUUCGAAGGGCGUGCGCAUCAUUCGAAUCUACACCGGAACCUGCAACUCUGUACUCGACGAUCGUGACCGAUUCUGCAGCAGAACUAUGUUCAAACUUCGACUUUUACGAUUAAAAUUCCAACGUGAAGCAUCAAGGGUCGAGAAAGAAGUAGAAGAAGCCUUUCGUAUGAUUGGGAUCCCUCCCAAACCCAAGUACUUGAAGAUCAACGGCCUUGAAAUGGCUUUGGCAGAAGCUCAAGAUGUGACGCAAACACUACGACUCCAGAGACGUCAACAUGAUUCUUCAGUGGUUCCGCACAAUCGAUUCGAGACAAAGAUCAGCAAAGCCAUUACGCAAGCCCACGAAGAAUAUCAACGAAAAUACUUUGAGCAAAAGAGCCUCAUUGAAGACUGUCACGUACACAGCAACAUUCAUGCCGCAAUUUGCAAGAUGCCAUCAGUCCAGAGACUCUGCCUCACAAACUCGUCUGUCCGUCGGUCAGAUGACAUUAUCCGAAGUGGGUGGGGUCAGCGAUUGGAUAUACAAAAGUUCAAAGCCAUUUUGAGGAGCCCAAAUCCGUUUCGGAAACUGAUGGUUGAUGCUGGUGACGACCGGUUUCCAAAAGCGUCAGAGGCCAGAGAUUUAGAUCUUGCUCUGUGGUCCAAGCUGCCUUUGAUAUUUGACAUUGGAGACGGAAACCUGACACAUCUCGACAUCACAAUCAUCGCAUUCGACGAAUCUCACAUUGAAGCCCUGUCAGGGUACCUCCAGAAUGUUCGGCGCUCCUGUCGGCAGCUGAGACGUGUACGGAUCGAGAUCAACCAACGUCAUCGCCCGGUACAAACGGAGGGUUUCAAACCUGCCUUUGUCACAAAGACUUGGGAUCUGCUCGACGCAAUGCUCAGUUCGCCCAGACUAGACACGGUUACCCUUGACUCCAACUUUGGGGUUGAAUAUCAAGAUCUGCAUUCAACCUCAAGCUUCGGCGCCGUGCUUGGAAACCUGCCUUGGCACAACUUGCAACGUGUUUGUCUUUUACACUUGUCCAUCAAACUCGGAGAACUCAGACACGCUCUGGACAAGGUCCCUGGGAAGGUGCACCUGGAAUUGAGUGGUGUCAAUUUGUUGGAAGGCACCUGGGCAGAGGCGCUUGAAAUCUUACGAGGCAGAGCGGACUCCUCCUCUCUAGUUUGCCAACCCCAAGGAGUUGAGUUCACCAACAUGUCUGAACAAGAGGAAAAGUAUCUACGGUACGAGUUUGACAGCGAGCAUCGCGACGGCUGGUACUCUGCUCAACGGUGUCCCGGGCCGGCAUCAUUCUACAUCAGGGGUGGGAACAUUCCGAACCCUUUGAUCUGGAGCAGCGACUAA